Molecule: messenger RNA, 1464 nt
Organism: Toxorhynchites rutilus septentrionalis
Lineage: Eukaryota; Metazoa; Arthropoda; Insecta; Diptera; Culicidae
Exons: 1
Coding region: 1-1464 (487 amino acids)
Source: RefSeq, a predicted model, not a curated record
AUGUAUACGAGUGUCCCCACCAAAGAGGAAGCAAUCGCUCUAGCCAAGCAAGUCAAGGAAAUUCACUCUCGCGCUGGGUUUGAGAUGACCAAUUGGGUUUCUAAUUCUCCAGACGUACUUGUAGCUCUGGACGCAUUAGAGGUUCCCGAAAAGAAUUUGAACACGACAAUCGAAGUGGCCAAUGAAAAGGUGCUUGGGAUGUGGUGGUCGACGGAAUCAGAUGUUUUUACCUACAAACUAUUCCUGCAACGCAACAAGGACAUCCUUUCUGGAACGCGACGCCCCACUAAAAGGGAGCUUUUGAGAACCAUGAUGAGUGUUUUUGACCCUCUCGGUCUCAUCGCACACUAUUUGAUGUUUUUGAAGAUGAUUUUGCAGGAGGUCUGGCGGUCUGGAGUGAACUGGGAUGAUUGUAUUGCUGAGCGUGAGUGGGAGAAAUGGAAGAUUUGGUUGCAGUUUCUUCCCUCGCUUGAAAGUUUACGGAUUCCCCGCUGCUACCGUCUGAAAACAUCAGUUAACUCUUCCGUCCAACUCCACACAUUCGUGGAUGCUAGCGAAAAUGGAUAUGCCGCUGUAUGCUAUUUCCGGUUUGAAGAGGAUGGUCAAGUUGAAUGUACGCUGAUUGGAGCUAAAAGUCGUGUCGCACCACUCAAGUUUGUAUCUAUACCGCGCUUGGAAUUACAAGCCGGUAUCAUCGGGGCUCGAUUAGCAAAAGCUGUAGAACAAGGCCAUACGUACAAAAUAUCGAAGCGGUUCUUUUGGACUGAUGCUCGCAACGUUUUGUGCUGGUUGAACUCCGAUCAUCGAAGGUACAGCCAAUUCGUUGCCUUCCGUGUGAGUGAGUUGUUGGAAACAACGGACGUUACCGAAUGGCGAUGGGUGCCAACCAAGUUGAACGUGGCCGACGAAGUCACAAAAUGGAAAUGUGCACCGAGUCUUAAGUAUGAUAGUCGUUGGUUCAACGGCCCCGAAUUUUUGCUGCAACCGGAAGAAGACUGGCCGAAGCUUCCAGCUUUAGAAUCCUCCAACGAAGAACUCCGUCCUAAUUUAUUACACCACCAUGACGUUGAUAAUUGGGUAGUUACACCCGCCAACUUUUCAAGUUGGAAGCGCUUGCUUCAUACCGUGGUAUUUGUAAUGCGAUUCCCAAAGAAUCUGAGAAGAAAGAAAGUGGCAGAAACACCUGCUGUCGGUCCCUUGUGUGCGGAGGAAUUAACCGACGCUGCGAAUUACAUCUAUCGUCGAGCUCAAGAGAACAUUUACGGAGAGGAAAGAAAGUUGCUUGCUAAACCCAAUCGGGCUAAUGGUGCUCCGAUUCUUCCCAAAAGCAGCCCUCUCUACAAAGUUGAACCGUAUCUUGACGAUGCUGGUGUAAUGCGUAUGCGUGGUCGCAUCGGCGGGUGCGAUUUAAUUGAUGAGUCUACAAAACAUCCAGUUAUCCUCCCUCGAAAACAUCAUAUCUAA